Psylliodes chrysocephalus is the source of this 579-nucleotide messenger RNA. The record is from the annotation of a GenBank genome assembly. Lineage: Eukaryota; Metazoa; Arthropoda; Insecta; Coleoptera; Chrysomelidae.
AUGCCAUUCAUCAUUCAUAUAUUUCACCGGAUAGGGUUUUUGCUAAUAUCGAGAAAAAAAAUCCGCAAAAAGAAUACCAUAAUAAAUCCUCAAGAAUACUUAUUUAGCGAAUUCGGAAGUGUUCAAGUACUUGGCGUUAAUUGGAAAGUCUACGACUGGCAAGAACAAGUCAAAGCACAUGUGCGUGAUACUUCAUCAUUAUCGUUUAAAAUUAAUUCCUGCAAACGUGUAAUUAUGACAAAAAAUACUAAAGGCAAUGUCGUUGUUCAAGGCGAGCCAUUUUACAGGCAUCUUAUAUGCACCGCUCAAGGUAUCUGUAAAAAAGAAAAAACAUUGUAUGACAUCAAUCCUGUUGAAAUGAGUACUGGUCAUCGCAACAUCAAUUCGGAAAAGAUCAAAAACGUGGAUGAACUCUUGACAGGCCUUUUUGGUUCUACUUGGAAAGAGGAAGCUAAAAAUGUACGACUUCAGUAUUAUCGAGAUGUGUUAUGCGAUGAAAACCGUGGCAAUGAAGAAGUAGAAGAAGCUCAAGAAGAGCUCAUUUGUGAGCCUCAAGAAAACGAAAAUAAAUUUGUAUAA